Molecule: messenger RNA, 1885 nt
Organism: Labrus bergylta (ballan wrasse)
Lineage: Eukaryota; Metazoa; Chordata; Actinopteri; Labriformes; Labridae
Gene: camkvb
Product: CaM kinase-like vesicle-associated b
Biological process (GO): peptidyl-serine phosphorylation
Cellular component (GO): intracellular anatomical structure
Molecular function (GO): ATP binding; calcium/calmodulin-dependent protein kinase activity; calmodulin binding
Source: RefSeq, a predicted model, not a curated record
AUCCGCUGUGCGCUCUGAACACCAAACUCCCUCCUUCUCCUCCUCUCCUCCUCAGCGCUCGGAGCUCGACACGCACAGGCACAACAGAUGGUACAGUACUACAAGCUGCAGGAGCGCAAGAAUUUCAUGAACAAGUACUUGUAUUCCCCUUAACUUCAUAGAACCGUUUAGUAUAUCGGAGGAAGGGGGUUCUCCAAGGACACGCGGCACUGUAACAGCAAUUGGAUCCUACGGUUUAGAGGCGGAUUUUGGAGUCAAGGUCAGGAGCGGCCAUGCCAUUUGGCUGUAUAACAAUUGGAGAAAAGAAGGAUUAUAGCAAUCCUUCGGAUGUCACAGAUAAAUAUGACCUGGGUCAAAUUGUUAAAUCGGAGGAGUUCUGUGAGAUAUUCAGGGCCAAGGACAAAACGACAAUGAAAAUGUACACUUGUAAAAAGUUCCUGAAAAAGGAUGGAAGGAAAGUGCGCAAGGCUGCCAAAAACGAGAUCCUAAUCUUAAAGAUGGUGAAGCACCCCAAUAUUCUCCAGCUGGUGGAUGUCUUUGAGACCAAAAAGGAGUACUUCCUCUUCCUUGAGCUUGCAACAGGCAGAGAAGUAUUCGACUGGAUCCUGGACCAGGGCUACUACUCAGAACGAGAUACCAGUAAUGUGGUGCGCCAGGUUUUGGAGGCUGUGGCGUACCUCCACUCCCUGCAUAUCGUCCACAGAAACCUCAAGUUGGAGAACUUGGUUUAUUACAAUCGCCUGAAGAACUCUAAGAUAGUCAUCAGCGACUUCCAUCUUGCCAAGUUGGAGAAUGGACUUAUAAAGGACCCCUGUGGAACACCAGAGUACUUGGCUCCAGAAGUGGUUGGCAGACAGCGCUAUGGCAAACCGGUGGACUGCUGGGCAACGGGUGUCAUCAUGUACAUUCUGCUGUCAGGCAACCCUCCUUUCUAUGAUGAAACUGAUGACGAUGAUUAUGAAAACCAUGACAAGAACCUGUUCCGAAAGAUCCUGGCAGGCGAUUAUGAAUUUGACUCUCCAUAUUGGGAUGAAAUCUCUGAUUCAGCAAAGAGUCUGGUUUCUCGUCUGAUGGAGGUGGAUCAGGACCAGAGGCUGACAGCCCAGGAGGCUAUUAAUCAUGAAUGGAUCUCUGGCGGAGCAGCUUCUGAUAAGAACAUUAAGGAAAAUGUGUGCGCACAAAUAGAGAAGAACUUUGCCAGAGCUAAAUGGAAGAAAGCGGUUCGGGUCACCACCAUCAUGAAGAGACUGAGAGUACCUGAGUCAAAGACAAACAGCCAAGAGGCCGCUGCCCCAGCAGACACGACAGCUCCCCAGACAGGCACGGAGCCCUCAGCACCCACUUCUGUGGCAGCACCUGAAGGAGCACCAGCUGACGUCACAGAGCCCCCUGUUGCAGCCGAGACAAACCAACCGGCCCAGGAGGCCGGAGCCGGGGAAGCAGCGUCAUCUGCUGAGCCUCAGAAGCCAAGCCCGCCACCACAGGAGGGCGAGCCAUCAUCACGCUGUAAUGGAGAAGCUUUGGCUGCUCUUCAGGCAGACCCUGAGGCUGGGGACGAGCAGGGUUAGGACCCCCUCCCACCCUCCCCUGUGUGACCUCUGAAGUCCCCACCAACUCCUGCACACUGUACAUUAGCUGCUAGCAUGGUGACACUGACUCCGCUUCUCUCUCACUUGCAGCAUUAGUAUCAUCUCAUGGAGGCUGUUUGCUACCUUUCCUGAGUACUGUGUUACAUUGACUUUCUUUCAAAGUGUGUUGUAUCUUUUUUCACUGACCCUCCGGCAUUUUAUGUUGGAUAAUAUAAACCACUCGUGUCCUUGAACACUUGAGUUUUAGGGGCAAAAACAGAUUUGCUGUCAAACAGGUCUUUCAGAAAAAGUUUCUU